This is a messenger RNA of Phlebotomus papatasi, 3540 nucleotides long. RefSeq lists its product as uncharacterized. The transcript has 4 exons. The coding region runs from base 606 to 1619 and encodes 337 amino acids. The record is from RefSeq and is a predicted model, not a curated record. Lineage: Eukaryota; Metazoa; Arthropoda; Insecta; Diptera; Psychodidae.
UUUUGAGAGCUUUGAGGAAAAUGUAAAAAUUUAAGAUCUUCUCCAGUAUCAUACUCAAAAAUUGCAUUUGAGCACCCAACAAAGUCCGCCUCCCUUAUCCUUAGGGCUUUUAUGUGUGUGACGAUGUGAAAAGACGAAGUGAAUUGUGUGAGGGUGUGGGAAAGAAAUGGAAGAACUCCGAAUCCAUGGCCCGACUUAAUAUUGAUUUUACGGCAUACAGAAAAGUGCUAUAUAUUUUGCCAGGAGAGUGUACUUUGGGAGCCCAAUGGAACGCAACAUCAGAUGGAUUUUCAUUAAUUUUGAGUGUUCCAUGUAGGAUUAUCUGCACAUAGUUGCUGUUAAUUGAGAUUAGUUAAUAAUUUAAUUCACUCUUGUGCUCCAAAAUAGUGCAAUCUUAUUGUGAAAAUUCACGGAUUUCCGUGUGUAUGUGCAGUUUUCGUGGCCCAGUCUGAGAAAAAAAAAUAUUACGGACACCCAUUACGAUCGAUUUUAGCUAUUUCUUCGCAAAAGCUGCACUUUUUGCAUUUAAGGAAAAAACUCUGCAAAGCUCUGAGCUACAGGUGGAAGACCAAUCGUAAAUGCCAGUGAGGGAAAUUGCCUGAAAAAUGUACAAGACAGUGCGUCAUGGUGAAAAUAGUCUGCAGUACACAAUUCUGCCCCAAAAUGAUGACUAUCGGGGUGGAACAGGAACUGGGGAGGGUUGCAGGAAGAGAAAUGGCAGAACAUGUCGGCACAAUCGCAAAAAGUCCAUUGUGGCCUAUGUAGGGCUCUUUUUUGUAUGUGCCGUAAUUGCAGGCACUCUGCUCAUACCCCUAAUGGUGACCAGUGACCUUAUGCCCAAUCCAGCAUCAUGGUUCUAUAGGGCUCAGAAGGCACGUGAGAUGCGCAAUCCAGUCAGUGUUAAGUAUCAGGUGGACAAGACAGCUUCUGCAUCUGAUAAUUCUCCCCUGAAGCUAAAAGAGCAAAAGACACAAUCACCAGCCUGGUCAGAUAUGCUGAAUAUUACGGAAUUCGAAAAACUCUACGAUGAAAGCAAUGCCCUGGCAGCUGCAAAAUCAACACCAAACACAGUCGUUUCAACCAGGAAUUUUCCGCGUAUUCAGACACAGGCAUCCACAACAGAAACCACUAGUACCACUACUGAAAAAGUCACCACAACAGUAGCUCCUGUUACUAGUAGACCAAGUGCCCCAGCACCCACUCUCAUCAAUACCCGGAAGCAACCUCUGGUGUCCAGCAUCAGGGAUUCCACACGUUUCUCCAGUAAGCCCAUCGUCGUGGUGAGUCAGCAGAAUGAUAAGAUUGCCGUGAAAUCUGCCUCUGGGAGGGCUUUCGAUGAUAAGAACUGGGUGCAAUCUCACUGGCCAUACGUGGAUCCUUCGACGUACUUUCAAUGGGUGGGAUACAAUACGGAAGAUAGAGUAAUCUUGCCGGUUAUCCUGGGAAUUGCCCUCAUGCUAGUUCUCAUUAUUGUGGUACUCUGUGUGAUUGCAAGGCGUAAGGGAGUUUGCAAGGCAUGUGCUAAGAGAAAUGGAAGGAAUACAUUCGAAAAACUCGAGUCGCAGAAUGAUGACAACAAAACUCUUCUCACCAAUGAGAACCACUCAGAAGAAGAGUAAUAAAUUAAACAUUUGAUUAAUGGACUUCCUUUUCGACUUUUAAAACUUUCUCCUUCAGAUAAGUUUUGACUGUAUUUUAAAUGUUAUCCUUCUUUGUAACCUUUUAAUUCUAUAAUUUUCGACGUCGUUUAAAUUGAGUAUUAAAUUUCUACUCUCUUCAAUUUUCUUUAUUUUUAGAGAAAAGAAAAUCUUAAUCGACUAGUGAUAUAAAACAAAGCUUAUUUUAAUCGCUCUAUAAAGCUUAUAAUGACUUGAUAAUGUCGUGCUUUUACCCUCGAGAAAUCAAUUCUUUUCACAAUUUUCUCCUUUUUGUAAUUCACAGUCGGACAGUUUUACCAUUUAUUAAAAACAAUAAAUUCCCACCAAGUAUAAGCAUUUUUGUGAGCUAAUAAGGACUGUGCAGCAAGAGCUGCAGUCUCUGUGCACGCAAAUGAAAUUGUCUGACUUCGAGGGUUGGGUAAAUAAUAUAAAACUAUAAAAAAAAUUUCUUUUACACUAAUGUACCAUUUAUAGUAUUGAAAAAAAAAACAGCUGAAACUUGUAAACAGACAAAAAAGCGUAAUGAUAAGACAUAUAAUCAGUAAGAUUGUAGUUGACAAAAAAUAAUUGAUGUUUCAUUGAUGAUAAAAAAAGUGUGUUACGUAUACAUUGUAAGGUAUAAAUAUUAUACUAACUUUUGUGAUAUAUUUAUUUUGAUUGUAAAAUGAAGCAUAUUGCAGCUCAAAGAACAAUUUCAAAUGAGUAUUUCGAACAGCAGUAUUUAAUUUUGACUUUAGAGAAUCUCUUAUAUUGCUAAAGCAAAACUAUUAAUCUCUGCUUGACUAAUGAAUUGUGGAACUAUUUCAUUGAAAAAUAUUAAGUAAAAUAUAUUUUUUACUAAUCAAUUACAGCUUUGGUAAAUUUUAUUGAUUUUUAGUACAAAAUAGUGGCUACCCUUUCGAAUUGAAUGAAACAGCUUAGUUAAUUAUUAUUCUAAAAAUUAUUUACCAUACCAUUACGGAAUUAUGCCUCAUAGAAUUUCAUAGUGUGCUAAUAAUUAUUUUAGUACAUGUCUGUACUAAAACGAAUAAUCUGAGAUUUUACGCCAAGCAUCAAAAAAUUGAAUACAAAGUAAUUUUUAAAAAUUGAUGUUCAAAAAGUUACAAUGCUUUUUCAUCAUUAGUUUAGUACUACUUAAUAUUUUUCAAUGUAAUAGAUCCAUUAUAAUCUAUAAUCUUUUAGUCUAGAAGAAAGUGACAUCACUAAAAAAAAUACUGUAUUUACUAAUAUUUAUUGAAUGAAAUAUUAAAUGGAGAAGUAAUUUAAGUAAGAAAAGGCAAAAUCCCAAGAAAAAAAUCGUCUCGCAGAUAGCUAUUUAAGUGAAUGUCGUGUAAAAAAAUUCUUCUAUACCAACUUUGGAUUAAAAAUAAUGAUGGGAAAAAAUGUAGUGAAAGAAGAGUUAUUUUGAGGAGGACUUACAAUAUAAAAAAAAUCAACACAUAAUAAACACAAAAAGUAUGUUGAAAGGUGCCUUUUUAACAAGACAAAAAUAUAGUUUUUUCACAAUUUCUUUUUCUCAAGUCAUUUUUAAUAGAUGAUAUCUUUAUCGAUUGAUCCUUUCUUUGUGAAACCUUUAUUUUUGUAGUGCGAGGAAAGAAUUGAACUAGUAGACUUUGUAGAAGGAUUUGAUGUACGUGUACAUAGAAAAUUUGAGAGUAAUAAGAACCAAAGAAAAAAAAUCAUGAUUGAUAAGAACAGAGGAUAUUUACACGGAAUUUUUUCUCAUUUCCAUUCCCUUUAUUUUUUUAUAGUAUUUAUCGGAUAUUCUAAGAGAGGAGACUUAACUAAUAGACAACAAAAAUAUUGCAACAAGGGAUUUUGUGUUAGAUGAUGUAAAAAAAAAGAAAUUAAGAAAAUAAAAUAUAUAUAUACUGUGUAUUAA